Ogataea philodendri is the source of this 879-nucleotide messenger RNA. RefSeq lists its product as uncharacterized. The transcript has a single exon. NCBI's taxonomy places the organism in Eukaryota, Fungi, Ascomycota, Pichiomycetes, Pichiales, Pichiaceae. Gene Ontology annotation, cellular component: mitochondrial large ribosomal subunit; mitochondrial ribosome. Gene Ontology annotation, biological process: mitochondrial translation. Gene Ontology annotation, molecular function: structural constituent of ribosome. Bases 1 to 879 code for a protein of 292 amino acids. The record is from RefSeq and is a predicted model, not a curated record.
AUGUCCCGCCAUUUCCACACGUCGGCGCUUGCCGCCGCAAGAAGACGGAUCCCUCGCGACAUCAAGCUGAAACCUCCGAUUCUGCCCACCAUCAACAACAUCAGCGUCAAGGAAAACCAUCCGCUAUGGCAGUUUUUUCACGACAAAAAGUUCAUCAGAGAACCGGCCGAGGUGACGGCCACGGGAAGACCGUGGUCCGUCCAGGAGCUUAGACGGAAGUCCUGGGAAGACCUGCACAAUCUCUGGUACGUGUGCUUGAAGGAAAGAAACAAACUCGAGAGAGAAAUCUACAUCUUCCGUCAACAGUCAGACAACCCAGCAUCCCAAGAGUUUUUGAACCUGAAUGACAGCAUGCACACCACGAUGUGGAGAAUCAAGCAGGUUAUCACCGAGAGAGAAAGAGCGCUGGAAAACGCCAAAGAAGAGUUCAAAAAGUCCGGAGACCAGUAUCUGCAAGAAUUCAGAGAACGGUAUCUCCAGGAGGAGAGCGUCGAGACAGACGAGUGGUACGACCGUCUGGAGAGAUUGCAACAGGCCAUUUUUGGGAUUCCCGACAUUCUCGAGUCCGACUUCGAGGUGGACUACCGGUUUGUCCAGGGAGUUAAAUACAUGGGACAGCUCAAGUUCGACAAGUUUGCCGAACAGGUUGGUCGCCAGGACUUGGCUCCAAUCAGAGACGUUGCAGAACUGUUUACUCUGUUCGAAGAGAGCGCGAGCGCAGAGGGCGUGGCCGAGGCGUGUGCCAAGAUCGAGGAGUACCGCGAAAACGAGCUUGUGAUUCCUGCCUCCAAAGAGAUCCAGGUGGUGCAAGGGUUUGUCCAGGAGAAGAUGGAGCAGGACAACGAGCCGUUGGAGCAGGUUUCUGAGGAGGAGAAGUAG